CCAGCUGGUCUGGCUCUUGGCGAUUGACGGUUGACGGGUGGGGAGAAUAUUGCUUGAAUUUUUCUUCGUGUCGUGAGUUUUGUAACGACUUCAAGGUGUGAAUUUUUUGUAUAAAUACAAAAUUGUGAUUACAGAAAAUUAUUAUUCAUCCAGCAACUGUAACGCAGUAUAGAAGAUCUAAUCAAAAUGAAACUCUUUCUUGUCACGUUAAGUUGUGUCCUUUUGGUGGUAAAUGGCUUGACUUACAUUCCGUCCUCGGCCCGUUUAAGGAGAGAUGUUUCGGAGCUGUUAGCCGAACCCAAAAAUGAAUAUUUGCCACCGACGGCAGAGGAAACAAACGAGGCUGAAGUUGCAACUGAAUUGCCCGUCGAGGAGGCUGAAGUUCAAGAUACUGCCGUUUUGGGUAAUGACGGCUACGAAUAUAAGACCGUGAAACGAGUUGUUGUAAGAAGUCGUCGUGAUGUUUCCCAUUUGAGUUUGAAUUAUUUGCCUCCUUUGGAAAUGGCAAAGCCGUCCAACGAAUAUUUGCCACCAGCCGCAAGCGAGGAGGAACACCAAGAAGAAGCCAUGCCAUCUGAAGAAAAUUCCCAACCUGCCGAAACAAAACAAGCCGAAGAAGUUGAAAUGGCCACUGAAGCUCCAGAGCCUUCAAAGGAAUAUUUGCCACCAGCACAAGAAACCAAGCCCGAAGCAGAAGAAAUGACAAUCAGCGAAACACCAAACAAAGAAUAUUUGCCACCAGCCAAAGAGGAAGAGAAAGAAAAAGAACCCGCUUCGGAAGAGGUCAAUGAAGAAAAACCCAAUGAAGAAAUAUCCAACGAGGAAGCUGUCACUGAUGCUCCCCUUGAAGAUGCCCCAGCCGAAGUUAAAGAAGCUGCACCCGAAGCACCCAUUGACAACGAAGAAACCGCCGUUUUUGCCGAGGACGGUUAUCAUUAUAAGCAGCCCAGUGAAGUUCCCAUGGAACUGAUGACCAUUGAGCAAGAACCUGCCUCAAACCCAGAAACCUUGGCUCCCCUUGAAGAGGGUGUUGUCGAGGCUGAAGGUCCCGAAAAUGGUGAAUCUGCCGUCUUGGCUGAGGAUGGCUAUCACUAUCGUGUCAUUAAGCGCCGUUCCUAGUCUGGAUGAACACUCCCACUUGUUUUCUAUGUUUAAGUUUAGUAGCUCUCACCCAGGCGAGGCGAGGUGCUGCUGUUCCAUGAAUUUAAUUAACUUAAGAUAUAAAACGUUUUGUUUUUGAAAAUUUCAUUCUCAUUAUAGUUGAAGUGUUAAUUUUUGUUGGUAAUAUGUUUCUGCUUUACGCCAUCGGUAAGUUCGCUUACAAAUAAAAUGUUAAUUCAAUUAAA
Molecule: messenger RNA, 1346 nt
Organism: Musca domestica (house fly)
Lineage: Eukaryota; Metazoa; Arthropoda; Insecta; Diptera; Muscidae
Product: cytochrome c1
Exons: 2
Coding region: 187-1119 (310 amino acids)
Source: RefSeq, a predicted model, not a curated record